AUGUUGUGUAAUUUAUAAAUUCAAAAUGAAGCUGUUACAAAUAAUUACUUCGAGUAUUUACCAAAUAAUUGCAUUGAUUUUCUUUAUUGCAUUUCUUUUGGGUGUGUUAAAUAUUCAUUUUAGCGACAAAAAGAAUUACUGCGAAAUGACUUACAUGUAUGAAUAUCCUCAAUUUGUGAAAAUAUCUUUGGAUGAAAAUAAAGAGUUUCCGCAAUAUGGUCUCUACGCUUACAGUGAGGGAAGAUACACCGAACGCGCAAGAAAAAUGUGGUUUGAUGGUGUACCGGUAUUAUAUUUGCCCGGUAACUCUGGGAGUCAUAUGCAAACUCGCUCUCUGGCCUCUGUAGCACUGAGAAUGGCGUUGUCUAGAGGAUAUGAAUUCCAUUUUGACUAUUUCACCAUAAGUUAUAAUGAAGAGUUAUCCGGUCUUUACGGAGGUGUACUACAAAGGCAGACCCAGUUUGCCGCGGCCUGCAUCUCCAAAAUACUGAGCCUCUACAAGCCUAACAAGUAUACGAAGUCUGUGCCUACAUCAGUCAUUGUGAUUGGUCAUUCGAUGGGAGGCCUCAUAGCCAAGCGUCUCCUCGCCUACCCGAGCACUAUUUCAGCAACAAAUAUCUCCAUCGCUCUAGCAGCACCUUUAGCAGCCCCCGCCAUCAACUUCGACUGGGACAUGGAUAGCUUCUAUUCAGCCAUGGAGACAGAGUGGGAGAGAUUGAACAGUGACAUGAGUGUGAGAGAGACGAAGAUGUUGAUUAGCUUUGGUAGUGGUGCGAGGGAUUUGUUGAUACCGGCUGGGUUGACAGCGAGUAAUGAUAGUGAUGUUAAUGCUUUGACAACAUCUAUCCCAGGCGUAUGGGUUUCCACAGAACACGUGACCAUAGUCUGGUGCCGACAGCUUAUUAUAACCAUCAAUAAGUUCCUGUUCUCUAUCGUGGACCCGGUGACUGAGCAACUAGUACCGGAUAAAAACGUGCAGAUGGCUCGGGCUAGACAGUAUUUUGUGGCUAACCGAUCGAUGUUUUUAAACCCUGACGUAGUACAGUCGAACGCAACGAUGUUGGCAGAUGCAUUCUGGUACGAGGACAAUAGGAGGAUAUACCAGAUAUCAAGGCCGGAGAUUGACAAAAUGACGUACCUGAUGAUAAGGCUAGUCAGCUUCCCACAGAACCGCUUUGUCGCCAUCGAAUCGGUUAAUUUGGACGACAAGGAUUGGAUAUUCGGAUGCAACGCGCAGUACGCGUAUAACUCUUAUAGAUAUUGCAAACAAGGCACUUCGCUGUCAGAGCUCAGUCGCUGGACGGGCGCGGACACCAACUUUGGCAAGCGGAAACUAGCCACAAUACAUCUCCACGAUCUGAUCAAGAAUCACCCUGAUUGGUCGCACGUCCUCGUCAAAGUAUCGCCUACUAGGAGACCGGUAACCCUAAACGUCGACAUAAACGACCACGCCUCCCGUCAGCUAACCGUCGACGUGCCCUCUCACUUCUCUUUCACCCGCACCAUUAUAAAGCAAGAGACAGAAGCUAACAGCCUCUACUACGAGUUAAUACUACCUGGUUUUAACGCUAUAUGGCAGGCUUACUUACUAUAUGUGGAACCCAUUGGAUGCAAAUCGGAAUACCACGUUUCUGCUGAGAUGCAAGUGCCUUGGGCAGAAAAUCAGGAAUACUACCAUUAUUUCACGCAUCUAAAGAAAUCUCCAAUGAAACUACGUUUAUACAAAACACAUCCAAAUGUGACUCGAGGGCAGGACACGACAGAUCACGUCAAAGUGGUGCUACUAUUGGACCCGCAGUGCAAGUAUACUAUUAGCAUCGCGUCCUCCUGGUACCACGUGCUAGCGCAGUCCGUCCGAGCCUUCGCCCCUGUACUAAUAACAUACGUCGGCGGCGCCGUCUUACUUAUAGCGAAGAGUGUGCUAAUGAGUCUACAUGGUGUGGGCACGUGUUUGUCUAUACACGGGGCGUUGAGGAGUGAUGAUUUGAAGCCUUACGCCCCGUUGGUGUUCGUCAGGGUUUUGAUUACUUUAUUAAUGGCCUUCCCCAUCAGCAGCUACCUCCUCGACAACGCGAGCGCCCACAACUUCGAGAUGCUCUACUUCAUCCGCUCCAUCAUGGUGCUGGCCGCGUACUUCGUGGCCCUAGGGCUCCUGAACGUGGCGGCCGCGGGCGUGCUGUUCCUGCUGGUGUCCUCCUCGCAGCUGGCGCAUAGAAUGCUGUUCAGGAUAUUAUGGAGAGGUGGCCAGGGGCUGGCUGAGAGGGUCGCUGUUGGGUUACAGAAGGUACCCAUGGUAGUGAGUGCAGCCCUCAUCACGCUAGCUCCUUUAUCUUGCGGUGCGGCCGCGCUCGUUGCUGGUGGCGCUUUCUACGCAUUUAUGAUAUCUAAAAUGUACGAAGAAUACUUAGAAGAUUAUUUCUACAAAUUAGCUGCCAAAUACGCGUCACGCUUCUGCCGCGCGUUUAGAAAAAAUAAAAAGAAAGAUAAGACAGAAUCGGAUAACUCUCUCGUCCCGAAAACAGAAACAGAAUCAGUUAUCGUUAAACCAGAUGAUUCUGCUAGUACUACUUUAGUACAACGUAAAACUAAUGAAAAAGAUAAAACAGAAGUUGAUAAAGUCGUGGUUAGUGACGAUAAAGGAAAGAGUGACGAUAAAGGAAAGAGUGACGAAACAGAAGAUAAUAAAGUAGCUUUAAUAACGAAUACAGAAGUAGAUAAAGAAUCUAGUGACAAAAAUGAUAAAGAAAAGAACGAAUGUCACAACGAUGUCGAAGAUGACGGCGAAUUGUUGUUGAGUGAUAUAAAUUUCCAUAUGAUGAUGUUCUUUUUGUGGGCGGUCGUGACUUUAGUUAAUGUGCCUGCGCUGUUGACAUGGGCGCGGAAUUUCAAAUACAGCAUGGUGCUCAAGCCAGACAAUUCAAGGUUCCCUGGAUUGAUUCUAUCCAUUUGCUCGACGUGCAUAUGGCAAAUGGACGGGCCGAGGAAAAACUUGAAAAACUACAAUUUCGUAGCAGGCGUAAUUUUCGUAGUGGCAGUAAUAGUUUUAACACUAGGACCACUAUCCCUAACCUACGUCAACUUUGGCGUAACGUUGGUAUUCGCACUCAUAACGGCACAGCAGCUGUUCGACACCGAAGAAAUCGACGAAGACUCCCAAGCCAGCCAAGACCCUUCACAAGACCCCGAAGUAAGUGACCAGACCUCGAACGAAGACUCGGACCAAGAAAAGACCGAAAGUAAGGAAGAAGAAUCUAGUGAAAGUGAAGAAAAAAACGAAUGUGAUCCUUGCAAUGAAAAUAGAAUAUACAAUGUGUUUAAGAAUCUUAGAGAUAAGUUUAGCUUUAGCGAGGAAUGAAGCAACGAGACUGAGUGUAGCUAUUUCGUUUAGUGACGUCAUAAUAGUGCGUACAUACCUAGCAAACGACGAACAUA
Molecule: messenger RNA, 3432 nt
Organism: Cydia amplana
Lineage: Eukaryota; Metazoa; Arthropoda; Insecta; Lepidoptera; Tortricidae
Gene: PGAP1
Product: GPI inositol-deacylase
Exons: 18
Coding region: 26-3355 (1109 amino acids)
Biological process (GO): endoplasmic reticulum to Golgi vesicle-mediated transport; GPI anchor metabolic process
Cellular component (GO): endoplasmic reticulum
Molecular function (GO): phosphatidylinositol deacylase activity
Source: RefSeq, a predicted model, not a curated record